CCGUAUCAUCUUCAGUUCUCAUAGGUCGAUCAAAACGAUUUAUUUACUGGAUCACUAGAACGUAAACAUAAAUAUUUUUUAUUUUAAAUACCUGUGAUUUACCACGUGUAUAAUUGCUGAAGUAUGGCGCGUGCAGUUUUUUGCAUGGCCAUCGCUUGCAUUUUAGUGCAAUGCGCAAUAUCUGUCAAAUUAGAUUCAGAAAAUCGUCGUCUCAUUCUUGACAUUAAAGAUCAAAAGACGACCAAUAAGCAAUAUUAUUCUUCCAACUUCGAUACCAACGCCUACCGUUACGGAUAUGACAUCGGCAAGACCGGCAAUUUCCAUCACGAGACCCGCGGUCCUGAUGGUGUCACCUACGGCUGUUACGGUCACAUCGAUCCCUACAAAGUAUUGCGCGCCACUCACUAUGUAGCCGAUGCCCAUGGCUAUCGCACAGUCACACCCAUGGAACCUGUCGUCACCUAUCCACCCACCAACGAUCCCAAUGUCAAGAGCACCGGUGUGUUGCUGCAAUGGGAUGAAUUGUAUUUCCCCAUUGGUUGUGGUAAAUUCGAAGGUGGUGUACGCCCCAAUAUCCCGUUGAUCUUUGUCGAUAAUAAACCCGUUGCUCCCGGAUUCUCGAGCUCAUCGAAUUUGGUAUUCAAGGGUUCCGAUCAGAAGAGUCCCCAAAUCCAUAGAUACGGUGCCGGCAAGGGCACAGGAUUAUUGGAUGAUGGUGCCUCCCGUUUGCAAUCGUCGUCGAACCAGGUUGUGUCGGCACUGAAGCCUGGCAGCUACAAUACCGGAAAUUACAAUGGCGGUGGUGCACCAGCUGCAGUGCCAUAUGUUCAUGUGACUGGCGCCCAAGGAGGACAUGGUGGAGCCGGUGGCAAUGGAGGCAAUGGUGGCUUCGGAGGUAAUGGCGGCUUUGGACCCAACGGUCCAAAUGGUCCCAAGGGUCCAAAUGGUCCCAAAGGCCCCUUCGGUCCUCCUGGCCCACCUGGUCCACCAGGUCCUCCCGGCCCAACUGGCUUUGGAAAAGGAUCGGGAUCGGGAACCCCAGGAAAACUUGGUCAAGGCGCAGGAUUCGGCGGCUCAUAUUCAGGCGGUAACCUAGAAGGACAGGCAUCGACCGGUUUUCCUGGGGCCAUCGGAUACACCCAAGAUAAUGGUAAAUAUGAAGAUGGAAGAUAUAAAGGCAUUCAAGAGGGUAAAUAUUAUCAUGAUAAUUCUGGUAAAUAUGUUCACAUUGAAGGACCAACUGGACCACCUGCACCACCAUAUGUGCACGUAACUGGCCCCAAUGGAGGUUAUGGCGGUAAUGGCGGAAAGGGCGGUGAAGGCGGACGCGGUGAUGGCGGCGGCAAAGGCCCCGGCGGUCCAGGCGGACCUAAGGGACCCGGCGGCCCUAAAGGACCUGGUGGACCAAAGGGACCUCCCGGACCACCUGGACCCCCAGGCCCACCCGGACCUGAUGGACCAACCAAACCAGGACCCGGUGGCCCAUACGGACCUCCCGGCCCACCCGGACCACUAGGCCCAACCAGACCAGGACCACCCGGCCCACCAGGACCCCCAGGCCCAACCAGACCUGGCCCACCAGGACCUCCAGGCCCCACCAGACCUGGCCCACCAGGACCACCAGGCCCAUACAGACCCGGCCCACCUGGACCACCCGGUCCCACCCGUCCCGGCCCACCAGGACCUCCCGGAAAACAACCCCCACCACCACCCAACGGCGGUGACAGAGGCUAUCUACCACCCAAAAAAGAUGAUCCCAGGGAAUCGACAUACCAGAACAAUGGCUACUUGCCACCAAAGGGUAACAAUCCACCAACUAGUAAUAAGUUCGAAUCAUACUCUCUAAGCAUCAAUCCACCAACACCACCAGCCUCGGUCAACAAACCGACCGCUUUUGUGUCCAAUUAUACGGUGAAUAGUAAUGAUGGUGCACAAAAGAAGGUCACAACCACAUCCACCACAUAUACCACUACCACCAAUACCAAUAGCAAUAGUAAUAGCAAUACCAAUACCUAUACCAAUAGUAAUAAGUCAAAUCAAUACAAUAGCAACAACAACAACAAUCAAAAGAAUCAAAAUAAUUAUGAUGAGAAAACGUUUGAUCAAGUACUAACCUAUAUUCCCCCUUCUUCUUCCACUCCCACUCCCACAUCCUCCUACCACAACCAACAACAACACAAAAUCACGACUACCACUACCACAACGAACCAAAACGCCAACAACAACAACAAAAACACCUACAAUAUUAUUGGCAACUCAAAGGUCCCGGACGUCGCAACUGAAAAGGACAAGUACUUUAAGACCCAUACAACUACAACGACGACGACAACAACAACAAAUCAAAAUGGUAAUAAUAACAACUACAAAAUACCAACAACAGGUUUGAAUAUUGACAAGACCACAACAACCACAUACGGCACGAAUACUAACAAGGACCGUGACAGUAAGGUGACCGUGACAACAAGCACUAACAACUACAAUAGCAACAACAACAACAAAGUUACCAGUGGCUAUUUGCCGCCACAAACGGCUGGCUAUGAAAAGGUGGUUAGCACCACCUCAGGUGGCGGUGGAGGCGGCGGAGGCGCUAGUGGUUUUGGUGGUGGCAACAAAAUCACCACCACAACCACCUCGAUCACCUCCGGCAAUACCUUUGGCGGUCAACCCUUCCAAAAGGUAACCGAAAAAGUCACCGGUAACUAUGUUAGCAACAAUGCCUUCAUAAAUCGCACACCCGAACAAAAGUUCCAAACACAAACCCAAACCCAGACCUACACGCCCACGGUGACCGUUAGCAAGACACCAUCCACACAGACACAGGUGACCCAAAACAAACAGACCAUCACCAAGACCACAACCACUAAGACACAACAGACAGGUACCGCAUAUCAGCAACAGCCACAGAAUGUAACAUUCCAUCCCACUCUUUCCCAGACAACAACAACAACAACAACUGCGAACAAUUGUGCCUGCCAAGCUGACAAGGCUCAUUCAUCGACAUCCUUCAACUCCAAUAGCAAUCCUAGCAGUUCCUCCUUUAACUCCUUCAACGCCAAUCAUUUCCAACAACAAUUCACGACCGGAAGCGGCUUUGCUGGUCAGGCUCACUUUGGCAACAUAAUGAACUCGAUGGCUUUUCUGCAACAAAUUCCCGUUGUGCCUCAAGUGCCCGGUUAUCCGGCCUUCUAUGCGCCCGACAAAAUUCCCAAGGGUGCCAUUAUUGCCUUUAUGCCCGUAGUCAUUUUGCCCGAAGCGGCCUAUGCCAAUUGCCAAGAGAAUUUGAACAAUAAACAACAACAACAACAUGCAUUUGAUCCCUUGCCCCUGGGUGUACAACCUGCCCCCUUCCCCUACGGUUCUAGUUUGAAUUCGAUAUUCCCCGGUGGCGGUGGUGGCCGCAAAGAUCAGUGUAUGUGUCCCUGUUCGUGUACACAAAAUAUACCCGAUCACAGUCACAAGAAACGUGAAACCGAUGCCGCUGCCGCCCCGGAAGACGAAGCCACAACCGUAGAAGAAGCUGCUGGUUCAAAUGCAGAAGCGAGCAAUGUUGCCAAGGAGGUAGAAGAAGUCCCGGCAUUAGUUGUUGAAAAGGAUCUGAAACAAUCGGACGAGGUACAAUCUGUAAUAAACAAUGGCGAGGACCAGAGAGUUGCAACUGAGACAAAAACUAACGAUACGACAGAAAGCGAAACGACCAAUUAAAUCUAGCGCUAGCAUAGCUGCUGAAGACGACAACACACGACGUUUGAGUAAGGAUUUCCCCCCCAACGAACUCCCAUCCCAAUCCCGUCCUGUUCCCGUUUUCCCGUCUUCCUAUCCAGUAUCCCACUCCCAUGGCCCAGAUGUGUCUCGCCCUAAAUGCAAUCAAUCCCAGCCCGUACAGAUCCUGUAUCCCCUACAUCCUGAUCCUGUUCCUGAUCCUCCCACUCCUACCUCCUCCCAUACUCCCAGAGUUCCUGUUCUACUAACUCGAAUGCAAACACAUUUGUUUAAUUUUUAAUUUUUUCUGUUUUUAACAUUAAAUCGCUCGCUCGCUUUGUAAAAAAUGUUCUCUUUCUCUCUAGCCACACCCCCUUUUUAUUUUGUUUAAUUGUCAUUUAUUAUUUUUUUAUUAUUAUUAUAUGCUUGUAAUUAUUAUUAUAUUAUUAUAAUUUGUUACUAAAUCUAAUAAGUAUUCGAAGAAAUGAAAAUGCAAACAAACAUCUAUAAAUAUCGA
Musca domestica (house fly) is the source of this 4216-nucleotide messenger RNA. RefSeq lists its product as uncharacterized. The record is from RefSeq and is a predicted model, not a curated record. Lineage: Eukaryota; Metazoa; Arthropoda; Insecta; Diptera; Muscidae. The transcript is spliced from 9 exons. Bases 124 to 3702 code for a protein of 1192 amino acids.